GGCAAUCGAAGGAAUAAGUGCACAAAGCGAACGAUCGUAGACGUGAAGGUGGUCGACACAGAGAAGCGUCGCCUUCCUAGCAAACAUUACGUUUACAAGAUCAGUGUGACGUGGUCAGAAGGCUCAACGUUAGUCAUUUACCGUCGCUACAGCAAAUUCUUUGAACUGCAGGGAGCAACGGAAAGGUGUCGUCUGCUGGAGUUGUUUCCAGAAGAAGGAGGCACGAAGGAUCCAACACAGCGAAUGAUUCCAUUUCUUCCCGGAAAGAAGAUCUUUGGCAGAAGUCACGUACGCGAAGUGGCAAUGAAGCGUCUAAAUCUGAUCGAUGAGUAUUGCAGGUCGUUGUUGCGACUUCCUCCCAAAGUGUCUGAGUGUGAUGUGGUGAUGGAAUUUUUUAACGUGUGGCGUGAAGACAACAGCCUACAUGCUGAAGAGGAAUAUUUGAAGGCAAAGAAGAGCAAAGAUCAAGUUGGCGAGAGUAUCACAGACCCCAUUCUGUUAGAGCAAUACUCGGCCAUCGCAGAUUACAAGAAGCAGCAGAAGAAUGAAGUCAACUUGAAAGGUGGAGAGCUUGUUGAGGGCAUAGAGAAAAAUGAGAACGGGGUGGGUGCUUGCCUUGUACUUAGAGAAGGCAGAUGGGACACAAGAGCCAGAAGGAAAGAGAUUAAAGCCAGGGAAAGAUAUCUAGACAACACUUGAAUGCACUCAGACUUACAAGCAACUUGAUUCAGAGUUGAUGAUACUUACAGUGACGAUACCAACACUAACAUAGUAAUACGACGUUGUGCAAGAAGGAUGCAUGAUGAUCAGAACAGAUCAAUAAGUGUGACAAUGUGCGCUCUACUCCUUGAUGUUCCACACACACAAAUUAUGAUGGUCAGAAGUCCAAGGCUUCGUUUGUACUCCCUUUGUUUUGAAGACGGCAACAGUUGGCGCUUGCUUUUUCAAAUACCGUUGUCUCUCAGAUGGAACUGCACGUGCUGUGAGUUGAUAAAUUGGUGUGUGACGAUUUGGGAGAUCAAUGCAAAAGGUGCUUUUCAGACAAUAACAUCUCAUCUGCAGCAAUUAGCAACAUGAGCUGUUGGACAGGAAGUUGGAAAGAGGGGGAGAUUGGUAAUGGGAAAGUAUUUGAGACCAUGUUUGGUAGAUGACCUUUCCACACAUUAGAUUAUGUGGAAAUGUUCUAUUUCAGACUAGAACGCAACUCUCCCUCGGAUGUGAGGGUGUGUGAGGAGGAGUAUAUAAGAGCAAGCUCACCAGCUCCCUUCAUCAGUAUCGAGGAUAUCGGUCAUCAUCAUGUUUUCAUUUUUUGUGACAGUUCUUGUGCUCAUUCAAGUCAUUGCUACUUGUGGUGGUCAAAGUGUGUCAGAUGAGAGAAAUCAGCAGACAUGUGUGCCUGCUGGCGUUCCAGGAGUACCUGGAUCACCUGGGUUGCACGGAUCACCCGGACGAGACGGAAUGAAAGGAGAAGAAGGAUUGAAAGGAGGGAAAGGAUUAGUUGGAGAUGUCGGUGGUAAAGGUAAUGCUGGGAAGAUAGGUCCACAAGGAAUAAAAGGAGAAGAAGGUGGAAAAGGAGAGAAAGGAGAAGCUAUGACACUCAACUGGAAACAGUGUGUGUGGAAUAGAUAUGAUAGUAAGGACAGCGGUCUGAUUCAGAACUGUAAUUUUAGGAAACAUGACAGCAAUUCAGCUCUACAUGUUGCAUAUGCAGGAAAUCUCAGGGUUGAAUGCUCCAGUGGUGCUUGCUGUUCUCGAUGGUAUUUUACAUUCAACGGUAACGAGUGCAGUGGACCUAUGACUAUUGAGGGAGUUGUGUAUGGUAGUCCAGCUAGUGACAAUCCUCUCCAUCACAGACAGAUUGAGGGAUACUGUGAGAACAUUCCAGCAGGUCAAGUCACAAUUGGAUUCAACAUUGGAAACUGUAGAUAUACAUCAACAACGUAUGAUGGUGCUACAGGAUGGCAAUCAGUAUCUCGCAUUAUGAUUGCAGAAGUUCCUCCAUCACAAAAGUGACUGAAUUAGAGAGAAAUUAGAACUUGUGUUCAGUGUAGUUUGCAGUACGUACGGUACGAGGAAGCUGAAGUAGGAGGCUGGAUGGUGUGUGCAUGUCUCUCUUUGCUGUAUGUGAGUGUAUGUAUGAUUAAUUCAACGUGUAGCUGCAAGUAAUAAUCAAUAUCGU
This is a messenger RNA of Corticium candelabrum, 2179 nucleotides long. RefSeq names its product SH3 and PX domain-containing protein 2B-like. Gene Ontology annotation, molecular function: phosphatidylinositol binding; protein binding; superoxide-generating NADPH oxidase activator activity. The record is from RefSeq and is a predicted model, not a curated record. Gene Ontology annotation, cellular component: cytoplasm. The annotation marks the transcript as partial. The transcript has 12 exons. Gene Ontology annotation, biological process: superoxide anion generation. Lineage: Eukaryota; Metazoa; Porifera; Homoscleromorpha; Homosclerophorida; Plakinidae.